Molecule: messenger RNA, 2043 nt
Organism: Punica granatum (pomegranate)
Lineage: Eukaryota; Viridiplantae; Streptophyta; Magnoliopsida; Myrtales; Lythraceae
Source: RefSeq, a predicted model, not a curated record
UUCUUGUUCAUCGCUUCAGUCUCUCCGUUAUCACUGCCGAAUUAGACACUUCAGAGAAGAGCAAUACUUCGCCGCCGCGUCUCAGUCUCCAUUUCUUCUCCCUCCGUCAAUGGAAGCUCCCGAGCAAAACCCUACCAAUGGCGGCGAAAGGGACCCGCAGAACCGCAUCGGGGAAGACGAAGAAGAAGAAGAAGAAGAUUCCGAGGCCGAGGACGACGAUUACGAGCCCGAGCCCCCCCAGCCGCUGUCUCAGGAGGCGCAGCUGCGGGCCCACAAGGCCAGGCUGACCAACCUCUCCCGCAAGCUGUCCUCCGAGCAGGUCCCGAUCCGAGUCCACGAUGUGCUUGUCAAAGGCAACACCAAGACCAAGGACUGGGUGAUCGAGGCGGAGCUGGAGGACCUGAAGCGCGCGGGCUCACUGCAGGAGCUCCUUCAAGCUGCGAGCUUGGCCAAUUUCAGGCUCCAACAGCUCGGGAUCUUCCACUCCGUGAACAUCGUGCUUGAUUCGGGGCCGAAGGAGCUGCCCGGCACUGCGAACGUGGUUGUAAAUGUCGUGGAGGCGAGCAACCCUCUCUCUGGCGAAAUCGGUUACUACACCAAGCCAGAGGCUAGGUCAUCAACAGUCGAAGGAGUGUUAAAGUUUAAGAAUCUGCUCGGUUAUGGGGAUCUUUGGGACACCUCGUUUGCUUAUGGUUGGAAUCAGACAUCUGAGCUGAGUGCUGGCGUGUUCUUGCCGAGAUUCAAAAGCUGGGCAACUCCUUUGAUUGUUCGAGUGUUCCUCAUAACCCAAGAUUGGUUGAAAUACACUUCGUACAAUGAGCGAUCAAUGGGCUUGUCCCUUGGCCUACUUUCUUCGAGGAACCAUGACUUAACAUAUAAUCUUGCCUGGCGCACUUUGGCAGAUCCUUCCCAGAUGUCAUCUAGACCAGUAAGGAGACAACUGGGACAUGGUUUAAGCUCAGCUCUCAAAUACAUAUUCAGGUUUGACAGGAGAAAUUCACCCGUCAGGCCAACUCAGGGGUAUGCUUUUGUUUCUACCACUCAACUUGGUGGCCUUUUUCCUGAUUCCCGAAGCUUGCGCUUUCUACGCCAGGAGAUUGAUCUUCGUUAUGCUGUUCCACUGGGAUUUUAUCACGCUGCGCUCAACUUUGGGAUGUCUGCUGGUGUCCUCUUUCCAUGGGGCCGAGGAUUCUUGGAAAAGCCAUCAUCCCUGCCUGAGAGAUUCUUCUUGGGGGGCAAUUCGUCUCCAUUCAGUUCAUUAGGAGGUCCAACUUCACUGUUAGGAUUUGGAACCAGGGGGGUUGGCCCCGCAGAACCAAGGCGGCAAACUGAUGAUGAGUCCAGUGAAAGGGACUUCGUUGGUGGGGACAUCGCUGUGACUGCUUUUGCCGAUCUUUCUUUUGAUCUUCCAUUCAAAUGGUCCAGAAAGAGUGGAAUCUAUGGGCAUGUAUUUGCAUGUGCGGGGAACCUUGCCAAGUUGUCACAAAAUGAAUUCCGCAACUUCUCCUUUCAAAACUUUGUGAAAUCCUACCGCAGUUCUGUUGGAGCUGGAAUUGUUGUCCCGACAAAUAUUGUUCGCCUGGAGGUCAACUACUGCUAUGUACUGAGGCAAUUUGAUUUUGAUCGAGGCAAGGCCGGGUUGAGGGUCAGCUUUUCUUCUACAUGAUAUUACCUGGCUUAAUAGUUGUGGUUCAACAAUGCCGAGAAGAGAUGUGAAACAUGUCUGAAUAAGGUAAAAUUUAAGUUUUCUUUUCGGAUCUUCUACUGCCUUGUUGGCAUCCUUGUUCUAGACGUCCACCGUUUUUGUAAUUCCAGAUCGAGGUUGACUAUUGGGAGAGGAAUUUAGUGGAGGAAAUAACCCACCACACCUGGUAAUGAGGAUGCGUCUCAUUUUUUUAAUGAAAGAUGGAAGUUUCGAACUGUCUUUAACGCCAAAAAUAUGUUUGUCCGGUGAAGAAAAGGCAUUCAUUGUGCUGCUCAUUUGUUUGAGACAUGAUGUUCUUAUUUGAAACUGUCACUGUUGUUCGGUAUGGUUGAGUUUCA